Molecule: messenger RNA, 3339 nt
Organism: Cryptomeria japonica (Japanese cedar)
Lineage: Eukaryota; Viridiplantae; Streptophyta; Pinopsida; Cupressales; Cupressaceae
Product: nucleolar complex-associated protein 2
Exons: 16
Coding region: 386-2923 (845 amino acids)
Biological process (GO): ribosomal large subunit biogenesis
Cellular component (GO): Noc2p-Noc3p complex; Noc1p-Noc2p complex; nucleoplasm
Source: RefSeq, a predicted model, not a curated record
GAAAUCUAUGGCAUACCAAAAAAGUAUGUCAUUUUCCCUUCGUUCUGCUGCACGCUGCUGAGAACUGAUGUUUAAUCACCGUCUAAGUAUUCGAAGCGGGAAAAAAAAAAUAACAAACGGCGAACGGAAAAUCGAAGGGAAAAAUAGCAACGCAACGGCGAAAUCGAACGACUGACGAACAUUUGACGGUUUUAAGAUACUGUCAACCGUUGAUCGUUGAAAUCAGCUCGCUCCUUUCAAAUAAGCGACCAGUAUCCGAGAAGGAAAAAGCAGGAGAAAAUAAUAAUAUUAAGACCUGUCGUUAAGAUAAUAUCAAAUCAUCAUCAUCGCAAAAAGCUAUUUCAAGCAUCCAACAUCAAAGGAGCUUCAGAGGAAUCGCAGAAACAUGAGCAAACUUCGGAACAUCGAGAAGAAUCACUCAAAAACAAUUAUGGAGUCAAAGCACAAGCUUAAGCCCAAGAAAACUGCUUUCAAACGCAAACAAUCUGAUACCAGGGCAUCUAUAGUUGGGGGAAACGAAGGAACUGCUAGGAUCAAAAGCAAGACGGCUAGGAGGAAGUCAUUGAAAAAAAAUUUGGGAGACAUGAAUGUGGAUGAGCUAAUGGAGGGUAACUUUAUGGAUAGCACAAGUACUGAAGACAAGGAACUUGUUUCCAUUAAUGAUGACAUGCAUUCCAAGGAUGGUAAAGAUUAUAUUGAUAUUACACCUGAUGGAGUUGAGGAUGAUUCUGAAGACAAGGAGGAAGAUGAUAAUACCCUGCCAGGUGAAAACAAGAAGCUUCUGUCUGAAUCAAAGAAGCAUAAGAGGCAGUUAGAGAGACUCAAAGAGAAGGAUCCUGAGUUCUUCGAGUUCUUGAAAGAUCAUGACAAGGAACUUCUUCAGUUUAGUGAUGAAGAUAAUGAUGAAUUUGAAGAAGAUGACAAAAGUGAGGAUGAAGAAUUAGCAAUGCCCGGCGAAGAACAAAUGAAUGACAUGAAAGAUUUUAAACAGCUGUCAAGGAAGAUCAUUACAACCACAAUUGUAGAUGGUUGGUGUAAAUCAAUAGUAGAGGAUCAAAGUUUGGGUGCUCUUCGCUCACUUAUGCAAGCUUUUCGAACAGCAUGCCAUUAUGGUGAUAGUGAUACAGAUGAUUCUGGUCCAAACCUAGGAGUGAUGACAAGUAAUGUAUUUAAUAAGAUUAUGGUUUUUGUUCUUACUGAAGUUGAUGGCAUAUUCAGAAAAUUGUUGGGAAUUUCUAGCUCUGGUGGAAAGAAGGACACCAUAUUAGAAUUGAAACAAACAAGACGAUGGGCGAAAAUUGGGUCUCUCGUCAAAUCAUAUCUCAGUAAUUCUCUGCAUGUGCUAAAUCAAAUGACUGACAAUCGGAUGAUUUCAUUCACAAUUCGCCGCCUUAGAUCAUCAAUUAUAUUUUUGGCUGUCUUUCCAACUCUAUUACGUAAGUAUGUGAAGGCUGCAUUGCAUUUCUGGGGUAGUGGAGAAGGAGCUCUCUCUGUUGUCUCAUUUUUAUUUAUUCGUGACAUGGCUGUACGGAUGGGUUCAGAUUGUCUUGAAGCCUGUUUGAAAGGUAUAUAUAAAGCUUAUGUUGCAAACUGCAAGUUUGUUAAUUCAGCAAGGUUGCAGCAAAUUCAGUUUCUCGGAAACUGUGUGGUUGAGCUGUAUGGGGUAGACUUAGCUAGUGCAUACCAGCAUGCAUUUGUAUUCAUUCGACAAUUGGCAAUGAUUUUAAGGAAUGCCAUUACUAUGAAGACUAAGGAAGCAUUCAAGCAAGUUUAUUGCUGGAAGUUCAUAUGUUGCCUUGAACUUUGGGUAAAGGUGCUUUGUAGAUAUACAGGGAAGGAUGAUCUUCAGCCAUUGGCAUAUCCAGUAGCUCAGAUAAUUAGUGGAGUUGCCCGAUUAGUACCCACUGCUCGUUACUUUCCAUUGAGAGUGCAGUGCACAAAAAUGUUGAACAGGCUUGGCUUUGCCACAGAGACAUAUAUUCAUGUUGCUUCUCUUGUUUUGGAUAUGCUAGAGUUCAAAGAAUUAAAUAGGCCACCUACUGGAGGAGUUGGGAAAGCGGUUGACUUUUCGACAAUCUUGAAGGUUCCAAAACCAACCCUUAAAACACGUGCUUUCCAAGAGGAGUGUGUUUUUUCUGUGCUUGAACAUCUAGCUGAACAUUUGACUCAGUGGAGUUAUUCUGUAUCUUUCCCUGAGUUAGCAUUUAUUCCGCUUGUUCGUUUGCGACAAUUCAACAAAUAUACCAAAGUUGACAGGUUCCGUCGACAAGUAAAGCAACUGAUAGAGCAGGUUGAGAAAAACAUUGAAUAUAUUGCAAGAAAGCGGGGAGAUAUUUCCUUUGCACCAAAGGAUCAGAAUUCUGUAGCAACAUUUCUUCAGACUGAUAAGGAAGCUGGUGCAAGUCCCUUGUCACAAUAUCUUGUAAUUCUGCAACGAAGGUCAGAGCAAAGAAAAGCAAAUCUGCGAGAAUCCAGUGUUAAUGUUGUGGAUGACAAAAGUACACACUUAACAAAGGAUAUUUCUAAAACUACUGAUGAAAGUGAUCAUGAUGACGUUGAAGAUGGAUCUAGAGUAUUCAGCAAGAAUUGGCUGCCUGAAAAGAAGUCAAAUAAAGAUAUUGCUUCCGACUCCAAAAUGCCCCGCAAGUCUCAUAUGUAUGAUGCAAUAGCAAUUGGAGAGGAUGACAUAGUAGAAACUCUAGAAUUUUCUUCAGAUGAAGAUGAUUCUGCACUUGAAGAGUUUGAAGAUGAUAGUGAAAAAGAUCUUGAAGAUGAUCAUCACCCUGCCAAAAACCAAACUGGAAAGAAUGGAAAAGCGAAUGAUAAUUUCUCAAAAGCAGCAAAGCGACAUAAAAAAUAUAAAAAACUGGGAAAAAGAAAGAAUUCCCAAAAGAAACAGCAAUUUUCUCGGGUGAAAACUUAAUGAGAUUAAUUUACAGGAUAAGCUCAACAGUUUCAUUGUGUUUUCCAGAUAAAUUUGUCAUCAAUUUGUUACUGAAUAUCAGAUCUAUUCAAAGUUGCAGUAAUGUCAUCAGAAAAUACAGCAAUUAUCAAGAAAGAGUUCAUCAGUACAUGCAUACUAAGCAUUAAAUUUGUGAUUCUGUUUAUGAGCAAGUGCUUCAGCAGCUCAUUUAUGUAAAUAACACAGAUAGCAUGUUUUAUCCUGAUCUCGUCUUGAAAGAGAGUAAACAAUCUAAUUCUUUAGGUAAACAAUUAUCUAGAAUUUCAGAGUCAAUGUAUUUUAGCUUCCUUCAGUUGUGUCCUGCAUGAAUGGCUUUCAGAGCCUACACUGCAUUCUUUUAUCUAUUUCAAAUACAUGCUUUGUAAAUUUUAUUUGUA